Hyalella azteca is the source of this 4134-nucleotide messenger RNA. Its product is annotated as hormone receptor 4. Gene Ontology annotation, biological process: regulation of DNA-templated transcription. The transcript has 12 exons. Gene Ontology annotation, molecular function: DNA-binding transcription factor activity; zinc ion binding; sequence-specific DNA binding. The record is from RefSeq and is a predicted model, not a curated record. NCBI's taxonomy places the organism in Eukaryota, Metazoa, Arthropoda, Malacostraca, Amphipoda, Hyalellidae. Bases 845 to 3835 code for a protein of 996 amino acids.
AUUUGCUAAAUAAUUCUUGCUUGGUGACUUAUUCAGACAUUAAGAUGAGUAGUUCCAGGUAACAGGUAGAGCUAUGACGUAAUUUACAUGUAGUAAUUUGUAUUUAGUAGAAAAAUUUAUUACCUUAAUGAGAUAGGGUUGAUUAGUUUCAUUCAUUAGUUCUCUAUCUCCCAUAAUUAUAUAUUAUCAGUCGUUACUGGAAAUAUCAUCUUACGAGUUAUAAAUACUCCGUGAUAACCAAAACUCAUAGAUAAACAUUUAAGCAGUUACAUUUCAAGCUUCCUAAUGAAUGCAGUACUCAGGGAUAAUAACUCAAUCAUUUUGAGACAUAUACGUAGUUACACUACAAGUAUACGUACCAAAGUUAUUCUUUGGUUAUAAUAACUCACGGUUUGACAAUCAAACUGUUAUUUCAUAUGCAGUUUAGAAAAGUCAGAAAGCUUCUCAUCGUUAAUGAUAGUUGAUGGUUGGAUAUUUGAAUAGUCACCUAGUAAGUUAAGAAAACUGAGCCUUCUCACUUUUCUCUGUGCAACACACCCCUCUCGCGUCGCCGCGAGAUUAGGAUAGGCUUCCAGCAGAUAGGCUGGGAGGCAGGCAGGUUUUUUCGUUUGCAGGUGCUAUAUUUUUCGGACAUUGACUUGCAUACAAGUGUGUAAUAUGCAAUAAAAGAAGUGGGACAAUGCGGCGGCACAAGAUUUGAUAAUCGUGUUCGUGAAGUGAUCGUUAAAAAAAACUCAAGUGUACCCGGGGGAAAGUGACUUCCUUGUUCUCGACGCACCGUUGGCUGCUUGCUGUUCAUGAGUGAGCUUCAGGGCAGGCGCCACGAUGGAUCUCUCGAGGAAUCAUGACUGUUACCGUGCUAUCGACACCUGAGCGCGCCACAGCAACGAUGAGCCUCUACCAGGACCUCAAGCUUAAGCGCAGGAAGGCGGAGAGCAGCAGCAGCUUUUCUCGGUGCAGUCGCGAGUCCGAGCCUCCUGUCGAGUCGAUGGUGGUGGACGCGGGCGCCGUUGAGUCCGUGACAGACUCCCCAGAUUCUGGGGUGUCGUCAGGCACCAGCGAAAGCGGUAGUUGUGGCAUGUCCAUAACGUCCCCGCAGAUCACUUCCCCACCCGAUUCUCCUCCCCACGGCCGGGAACAUUCCCCUAUCGGGAGUCAUAUAUCCCCUAGCGCCUCACACCACACCAAGGAUGUCACUCACAUCAAGAUUGAGAGGCCCAGUAUACUGGAAUCGCAUCUGCUUUGUGAGAGACGGUCUCCUGACAGCCCGAGUGAGAAAAACAUUGAAGUUUCAUGUCGGCUGGAAUUCAACCGCGCGGAUCAGCCACCGUCGCCCAUGUACGGCACAGAAGAGCAGCAGGUUACAUCCACUCCAGUUGGUCUUGGCGCCGCACCAUCUUUCGACAGGAUGACUCCCUCCCCAGCCGCUUCUGCUUCAUCCCCUAUGUCCCACCACUCGGCAAACACGAGCGUCCCCAUCCAUGGAUCGUCUUUGGGUGCAGGAGGCGUCACCUCGUACAAUAUGGGCGUCUUUGCCACCACAUGCGGCAUCUUCAGUAGCGCGAGUGACUCAAAUCACACAACGGACGCAAGUUCCAACGGUCUUGUUUCCUCCAGCAGCUACUUGUCGAGAGAACAUUCUGUUCUAAGGAACGCAAUGACGACGCCUUUCGAUUAUCAAAGCUCCUUGGAGAAAGCGAGAAUCAACGGAAUCGUUCCUGAGAUCAUCCGCGGUGGUGAAAUACUCCACAAACACGAUCCUAAAGGGAUGUCUCGGACUCACAACAACACAACAAACACAGUCAUACUCGGGGAAGCGGGAGGUUUCAAAACCAUGUUGUGGAUCGGAGAUAAGCCCAGAGAAUCGCUGAACACGCAGUCACCUCACGUUACUCUCAGCAGUGACAUACGCAAUACAGUAGACGGCAUGCUGAGCUUGGGCAGAGUUUCUGCAGCUGGAUCGCCCCCAUCUUCGGUAGCCCAACAGAUUUCGCCCUUCUUCACAAACAGUUUAAUUUCUCCGGAUAAUGGACGUGGUCUCACAAAACAAAGUUCCUCGCCUCCGGGUUUCCGCGCUUCCAAACAUCCCACGUCAUCUCCAAUCCACGUGAGAGAAGAUCUCGAAGAUUAUCGCGUGAAGAAAGUAUUUACCGAUAACCCCCGACCAAUGCCAAUCAAUAUGGAGAGGCUCUGGCAAGGCGACAAGUCUCAGUUGCCCAGUAAUUCCUCGGAUGCCUUGUCUCCCAUGAGUCUGGGCAGCGCAGGCUUCGGUGACCGUAGAGGAGGGCCUUCACCCUCUCCUCCUAACAUGUCUUUAUCGCUCUGUGGUAACGAUAGGCGACCUGUCUUGCAAGAUGAAGAAGAAGACGAGACGCUCAUCUGCAUGAUUUGUGAAGACAACGCCACUGGACUACAUUAUGGCAUCAUCACAUGCGAAGGAUGCAAAGGAUUCUUCAAGCGCACAGUCCAGAACAAGCGCGUGUACAACUGCGUCGCAGACGGCAACUGUGAGAUCAACAAGCAGCAGCGCAACAGAUGUCAGUUCUGCCGCUUCCAGAAAUGUCUCGAUAAAGGCAUGGUUCUUGCGGCUGUCAGAGAAGAUCGGAUGCCCGGUGGUCGUAAUUCUGGUGCAGUGUACAAUCUAUACAAGGUGAAAUAUAAGAAAAGGAACAAGAACAAGCAACACAUGGGGAAUAACCGCGCUGUGGGUUACGGGAUCCCCGACAGAGGGACCCCUCAGGGACCGCGUCGCUGUAAGGGCCCCUCCUCUCCCGCAGGCGACAUGCCCCCACCCGCCUACAUGCCUGCGGCCAGAACAUCGCCAACCUCCUCUCAGAUGUCACCAACUUCCAUGACUUUGCAUCAGGCUAUGGUUUCUGCGGCGAGUGCCGCGCCGACCUCCACCUUGGCGUACAACCGAAAUUUUCCCACAAGUUUAGCCCCCGGGACCAUUCUGAAGGCGGCUCUAACCAACCCUGCUGAGGUCGCGCAUUACCGACAACGAUCAGAGAGCGCAGUGAGCUUCCCGGUGCGGGACAACAAAGACAGCAAAGACUGCCUCAUGAUGUUCAACGAAAUGGAGAUGCUCAUUAAAGAACUCAGGCAGUACGACCGCUUCCAAGAGUGUGCGCUAAUGCAGUUACUGCCAGAGUUUAGCGGCCCCGACGACAUCACGCCCGAAGACGGCAGAAACCCAAUCUUGUACGACGAACCUGAAGAAAAUGCAGAAGGAUUUUUUGCCGACAAAGUCGCGUGUAAUUUGAUGCAGUGGGUGAGACACUUGCCGUUCGGGGACGAGUGUGCAGAUCAUUUGUUGACGUCAUCAUGUUUUGGCUUGGUUAUUUUGAACGCUGCUUUUUAUCUUCAUCACCAAAAAGGACCAAAACUUAUCAUACCAACCACAGAAUUCUACAAUAGAGAACUAAUGGAAGAGAUGUCGGCCAACAUCAACGCGCUUAAGAAAGGCCUCAUGGAGAUGAGCCUCUCCAAAGGCCAAACAGAUUUUUUGCUUCAGCGAUGGGUGCCAAUCACUGAAAAAUUGUCAGAAUUCACGGUAUUUUUUGAUGCUAUUCGCAUCGAAGAGCCAGAAUUCCUCCUGCUCAAGGCAAUAAUGUACACAAUGAAGGCUAAGCCUGACAUGACCAAUAUUGUCGAGGCUGAGCGAUCUUACCGGCAGUGCCUGAGGACUUAUUGCCAGAUGAAGUGUCCCUCGCAGCCCAACAGAGCCCGUGACCUGCUUAACAAGAUGAUCGAGAUCCUGGACGUGAGCCAAAAUCUUCUGUUGUCCGACACCUCGCGGUUGAAGGCGCCGUUUUUCAUCUGCGAUAACAGAUAACGUCAAGGAUUACGCAACAGUUAGUCCCAAGCCAUCAUCAUCUGUUGGUUGCAACCUCAUCCUCGGCUACGCAAUAUGGCGAUGUUAGUACCUGACUUUUGAUCUUGUUCUGAUAUCGUAUCAGCUUCUGACAUCGUCAUUUAUCCGCAUCAACCCAUCACUUCAUUUCACCCAGACUCAAUCUCGUCCAACGGCAGCAUGAGCCAUAGGUCACUCAUGAAUAUAUUGUGGUUUGCAUCUGAAUCUUGACUAAAAAUAUAAUUUUAUGUUAAUUUCGCGUGAGUACAUAAAUGUGACAU